GCGUCGUCAAGAGAUUAUUAAUUGUACUGGAAGAGAGAGAAUGAGGCCGACGGAUGGUGGCGGCGGUGCAGGCUGGUUGUUUGGCUCUCACCCGCCUGGUCUGGUGACAGACAGGCCGUACUUUGUUCCCACGCCCGUCCUCCACCCCCUCUUGGAAGCCUCGCUCAGCUUUCCUCCUCCCAAAUCCCUCAACAGCCCUCUACGCAGUCCUUAUACCUCUCUCUCUACCCUGCAUAUUACUUAUUCCCUCCGUCUCUGAUCCUCUUCAAUCCCCUCAUCUCCUGCUCUUUGACCCCCCUAUCACGACCACCGAGCCCCAACAACAAACUGCAUCCGUAACGUCCCAAUCCCAACAGACAUGGCCACUCACGGUCCCAUCAACGGCGUCAAGAUCUCUGCGGUAGACGAUCCUCGCAAAGUGAUCAAAGUCGUAGCGUCCGACGGCAAAACUGGAGAGACGAGGGAUCUCCAAUACACAAACUGCAAAGUCAUCGGAAACGGUUCUUUCGGAAUCGUCUUCCAAGCCAAGCUGCUGGAUGAGUCAACAUCACCCAACUGCGACAUUGCUAUCAAGAAGGUUCUCCAGGAUAAGCGAUUCAAGAACCGUGAACUUCAAAUCAUGAGACUUGUAUCCCACCCCAACGUGGUCGAGCUGAAAGCUUUCUUUUACUCCAAUGGUGACAAGAAAGACGAAGUGUACCUCAACCUUGUCCUAGAAUACGUCCCAGAGACUGUCUACCGCGCAAGUCGCCAUUAUGCAAAGCUGAAGCAACCCAUGCCCAUGCUUCAAAUCAAGCUCUACAUGUACCAAUUGCUGCGCUCGUUGAUGUACAUUCACUCUGUUGGCAUAUGCCACCGAGAUAUCAAGCCCCAGAACUUGCUCCUCAAUCCAGCUACGGGCGUUCUCAAACUUUGCGACUUUGGUUCAGCGAAGAUCCUGGUGACAGGCGAGCCCAACGUCAGCUAUAUCUGCUCUCGGUACUACCGGGCGCCAGAACUCAUUUUUGGGGCGACAAACUACACUACCAACAUUGACAUCUGGUCAACGGGUUGCGUCAUGGCAGAAUUGAUGCUGGGACAGCCUUUGUUCCCCGGAGAGAGUGGGAUCGACCAAUUGGUGGAGAUCAUCAAGGUUCUUGGAACGCCCUCGCGGGAGCAGAUCAAGACGAUGAACCCUAACUACAUGGAACACAAGUUCCCUCAAAUCAAGCCUCAUCCGUUCUCGAAGGUCUUCCGACCCCGAACGGCUGCAGAGGCGAUCGAUCUUGUCGCCAAAUUGCUCGAGUACACUCCUGAGGCUCGAUUGAGUGCAGUCGAGGCGAUGUGUCAUCCCUUCUUUGAUGAGCUUCGAGUGGAGGGAGCGAGGAUGCCUAAUGGCAAGGAAUUCCCACCUCUGUUCAACUUCACGCGAGAGGAGUUGUCCGUCCGUCCGGACCUUAACCGCCAGCUCGUUCCGCUUCACUGCGAGCGGGAGCUGGCCUCACGCUCUAUUGACAUCAACAACUUCGUGCCGAUACCACUGGAACAGCUUAGGAUCUCCCUGGAUUGAUCUGAUCGCACUGGGCAAGAAAGGACAGGGGGAUGAGAGCUUUUGUCACACCGCCGGGGACUCUUCUACUUUGACCGCUAUUAUUGUGUCGUCCAACAUCUCCUCUCUUGUGUUCAAUUCUAUAUCUACUACAUACGACUUCCAUUUUUUUUCUUUGGCCCCAGCACCCAACGAUUCUUUGCCGCUUCCAAUGGCAAUCGUCGAGUCUACAUAUCCGCACUUUCUCCAAGCUUGUGCUUUGUCAUCUUUUGUCAUUUCUUUUCUUUCGGUCCCUGUCCGGCUGCCAGUCAACUCUUACGUCGUCGACGACGAGUUCCCUGUAGUCCUCUGUCUCUCUGUGCCAUCCUCCGUUUUUCCUUUCCGUUUGUUUCUGUUUUCAUAUGUCCUUCCAGCUGUGUGUCUAUAUAUCAAACGAAGUCGCCGUGAUAGGCUGGGCUUAUAGCUAUCAUUGUAUACAUUGAUUGUUGUAUGUUCUUCUUGAGCAUUUCUUUUAUUGGAAUGCGUAUGUAG
This is a messenger RNA of Somion occarium, 2059 nucleotides long. Lineage: Eukaryota; Fungi; Basidiomycota; Agaricomycetes; Polyporales; Cerrenaceae. The record is from the annotation of a GenBank genome assembly.